CAAAAGUUGGAGGUGAGGCGAGUUGGCUGCGGCAGAGUACGUGGAAAGGAGCCAAGGUGGGUACACCUUGACACACCAUAACUCUUCUGUACACCAACACACCAACCUAUUACACUAAACACUCCAAGAUCAUCGUCAAUGAAAAUGUGCACACAAAACAAAGUUUCAAAUAUAUUGAAGAAAUGUUUUUGACAGUGAAAAAGUUAUUAUAUAUUGAAACAAAGAAUAUCACGUUAUAAACACUAAUAACAAUAACAUAUAAAAGAUGAAUGUCUUAACUUUCUACAUAGAACUUCUAAUGGAAAAUACAAGAUACAUAAUUACAGUAUGAAACUAAAUAAACGUGAACUACAAGUGUAUUUUUAAGAACACGCGUGACUGAUCAAUGACGUUAAUACAAGUGAAUUUAGAGUAACCAUUAGAGACGUUGAAUGAAGCGACCCAGGCAAUGUUAAUAUGACCACAGUCAAUGGUUUAACUACAUUCAAGUUAAGGUGACUGACUACAUUAACAAGUAAACUCAUGCUAGAUAACAAUAAAACGCAAUUACUAACGAAUUAUAAAUAUAUUUACAUGUAUUACCAUAACACGUACAAUAACUGCGAAUAUAAAUGACAAAUAAAAGUAGCCCAGUAAAGCAACCAGUAUACAAAAAAGGGAAUCUGAAUAAGGUUGUAGCGCACCACUCAGGCGAGUGGGUGAGUUUCCACAAGCCACAACACUAGGGUGGGUGGCGGCCAUGAUCGUGGAUGCUGUCACUGUAUCUUGCGGGUCUGACGGUGUCAUGGCCGAAGACGACCCCCUCCGCCCCGCCUUCAGUCCCCCAGACCCAAGUCAUAACCCCAGCGAGGCCAACCCAUCUGCAGAGGCCCGCCUUCACCACCCCAGCCAAGCCAACGCCACGUCAGAGGCCAGACGGCACACGGAGCCCCAAGCUAGCCUCAUUGAAACCCAGCAGCAGCAGGAACACAAGUUCCCAGAGAAGACACUCUCUGGGGACACCAAGGGUUGCGGGGAGGUGUGCCAAGGGUGCCACGACGUCAUCGCUGACCGCUUCCUCCUGAGGGUCAACUCGCGCUCCUGGCACCAAACUUGUCUCAGAUGCUGCGUCUGUCAGCUGGCUCUAGACCGUCAGCCAUCUUGCUUUAUACGUGAACACAACGUCUACUGCAAGACAGACUACACCAGAAACUUCGGGGCGCGGUGCGCUAAGUGCUGCCGCAGCAUCGGUGCGGCAGACUGGGUGCGGCGAGCUAGGGACCGUGUCUACCACCUAGCCUGCUUCGCCUGCGACGCCUGCAAACGGCAGCUGAGCACAGGAGAAGAGUUCGCUCUCCACGACAACCGCGUCCUCUGUAAACAACACUACCUAGAGUCCAUCGAGGGAGGCGCCUCCAGCAACGAUGAGAGUGAUGGCAGUGGCAAGGCCAAGAGCAAGAGAGUACGCACCACUUUUUCGGACGAGCAGCUGCAGGUGCUUCAGGCCAACUUCCAGAUCGACUCCAACCCCGACGGGCAGGACCUGGAGAGGAUCGCGCAGAUCACAGGGCUGAGCAAGCGAGUUACGCAGGUAUGGUUUCAGAACAACCGUGCUCGACAGAAGAAAUACAUGACCCAGGGUAAGAGGCACAACGCCCCGCCUGCAACACCAGUCGGGCCAGCUGGGUAUUCCCUAGAGCGGGCGCCCUCCCGACUCUCUGACUACGGCGAUAUUUCUUCCUCUUCCUCCUCGCCUCUCGACUCCCCUCUCUCCCAGAUCCUCUACAGCUUCGGAUGAUUGUCGGCCCACGCCCACACAUACGCCCACGCCCACAUGCAUCAGCAGGGCCAGCCAGGGCUUGAAGAGGAGGGCGCCUCGGAGCACCCGUCAUCCAGGGUUCCAGAGUCCCACCGCCUCGCCCUUAACACAUCUUCCGAGGCCGCUAUCCUGGGAAUGGGCGUGGGCCUUGGAAUGGGAAUCUUCAGAGGGGAAGGAGGAGCAGGAGGAGGAUAUCAGGAUGUGUACGAGUGUCCCGUAUCAUUGGCACGAGAGGACAUAUUCGAGAAGCAGAGGCAGGACUUCAAAGACCAGGAGGACGGAGCCUCGUGAGACUACAAGUGAUAGCGUUUUCAACAUAGCUACUCCAGCGACUGCUCCUCAGUGUAUAUAAUUCAUAAUACCUUAUUUCAAGACUGGUGACCUUCACAUAAACGAUAAUCUGCAUUAAAACUCAUCCCCAGUUUUCAUAAAGAAAGUUUUUAUCAGAACUGAAGGAUGACCUUUUAAUCACACAAACUUGAGUUAGAGAAGUGUACACGCAAACAACUGUGAGAAAUUUGCAAAGAUUGUGAAUUAAAGAAAAAAGAUAAUUGUUUAAAGUAAUAUGAGUUGUAAUAGCAACUGUAAAAAGUAACUUGGCAGUUACUACAGUAGAUGGAGCAGGCGGACUAGACUCUUGUAGUGUGUAGUUAAUAAAAUAUUCAGUUACGAUUUAGUUGUACAUGUGAAGACAACAGCUGUCUACAACCCGAAGUAUUUUGACCGCGUAGUUUAAGGCAAUGCUUUUAGGUAAGGGAAUAAAGUGGAUUAUUUUAUGAAUUGGGUAUUUAUAUAGAUAAUGAUUUUGGUCUAUACAUGGAAAAGUAACCUUGAAAUAUCUCCCCUCCCCUCUCUUUAAGUUUUGAUUUAAGUUCAUGCACAGAGAGCUAACUUAUCUUUCACACACACAGACUUCUAUUUUUAUCUCAUAUACACCAAUUACUGUUCGUCACAUACACAAACUUCUCUUUCUCUCUCUCACAGAUAUAACUAAUUUCCCUCUGGAUUUCUUACCUUCACCAAAAUGAACAAUCUUCGGCCUGCUACACUUUUCCUCCAACGUACGACAAGAAAAAAAAAUGAGACUGGGUAAUUUUUGAAUUGCAAAUUCUUCUUUAGGUAAAUCUGCAUGCGUAAUAAAUGGUUUCCCGAGGUGGAUUGUGAGGGGGGGGGAUAUGAGGGUGUGAGAGGCUGCACGAGACGCCGCCACUCACAACACUGCCUCACAGUUUUUAAGAUUUCCCAACCCUCCAAAAAUUUAAUGACAAACAAUGUAUCAGCAACAGCAAACACAAAAAUAGUUUUCAUUUCCUUAUUGGUUCGACUGUAAAUGUUGAACUUUAAAACAAUAGUAAUAAAAACAACAACAACAAAUAUAAGACAAAUGCGAAAUAUACAUGUAACUGAGAAACUUAAACAAUUAUAGUACACAAAAUAAUAAGUAACAAUUAGAAUUAUAAGACUUUAGAAUGUUAAAAAUAGUACGAUACCUCAAACUUAACUGAUACAGUAUAACAAGAAGAAUAUUUGUUUUAAGCACGAAGUCUAAACACUCAGUCAGCUGCUGUGAGAAUAUACAGUGAAGCCCCGGUGUUUGAACUUUACUGGUUCCUUGGUGGUGUUCGAAUUGCGAAAAGUUCGAUGUCCGAAUCAAUAUUUCCCAUUUAAAUACAUGUAAAUGUAAUUAAUUGGUUCUGGGCCACGAAAAGCUCGCACUAUGCUAUAAAACACUUAUGUAAUUAAUAUCAUGUCUGUUAAUAAAGUAAAUGAACAAAGAAACUAGAACCUUACCUUCACUGUCUUAAGUUGAUUGGCACAGGUGGAAGUUGCAGAGGAGGGAGGCUACUGUGUGGAGGGGAAGUUACCUUCCAUGAAAACAUAUGGUAACUCCACCUCUGAAGUGAUGUGGUCUCUUUCUGUCUCUUUGCACUAACACUGGAAGAUUCUGGCGGCUCAGAACUGGCAGGUGUAUUCGUUUUUUUUUUUUUAUCUUUUAAAAGGAAUCUGUCCAAUGUGGUCUGUAUCUGCCUACCCCUCAUAAUCUUCCUAAAGUGUUCAACUACAUUAUCACUGAAGGAAUUGAUGUGCCUCACCACAGCAACGUCAGAGUGCCAUUUCUCCACUAGGGAGAUGAUUUUCUGAACCACUGGCUCUGCCUCAAAGUCUCUGCUCGCCACAGUCAGGCCACAUCUUCCUCCAAGCAGAGUUAAUUGUCCUUUGGAAAACAUCUCCCAAGGCUUUAAUUAUCAACCUUACACACUGGAGGAUGUUGAACUGACUCUUCCAAAAGUCUCUGAGAGUUAGGUCAGUGUCAGAUGUCACUUUAAAAAAUUUUGAAACAGGACUUUCGACGCCAACUGAAUUACAAACAAGCCGGCGUGUUCGGAUUCCAGAAAAACGUUCAAAGACCAAGUCAACUUUUUCUUAACCAUAUUGUUCGGACGUCCGGUAUCUUCGAACACAGGGGUUCCAUUGCAUAUAAAUUUAGAUUGUUUUACCAUAUUUUAAUACUUAAUAAUGAGAUAUGAGUCGUCUCCUGUAGCAUCUUGUAUAACAAUGUUCACACAAUAUAUCUUCACGUCUCCCACUAUAUCUUUGUCUUCCCCCUCCCAUUUAAGUCUCCCACGUUGUUCACGUCCCCCAUCACAGUCUCAAGAAAUUACCAAGCGUUCAUGUACACAUGGAAAGUUACUAAGUAUAUAAACGUGUGUGUGUGUGUGUGUGUGUGUGUGUGUGUGUGUGUGUGUGUGUGUGUGUGAGAUUAAUCAUUCACAAUUACCUUUCUGGAUGUGAAGAACGAGCUCUCUCACGUGUAAUAGAGGUGGAAGGGGAGAAGUCAGUCCGUCUUCAUAUAACGCGUCCGUUUUACAACGUUUUUGCAUAAAGUUUACAUAUGGGUUUACUCCUCCUCUGCGUUAUUACCAGAUAACAUCCUCCCUGUUCAUUCAUUUCUCGGCUGGUUAAUUUACAUUAACUUAACCCAACCUACCAUAGUCUAAAUUAUGUUAACCCAACAAGGAGAGUGAUCUCAUUGUAACAGCGGCCAGGUAAACAGUUUGGCUGAAACGUUGGAAAUCCAACGUUUCAACCACCUGCCGAUCGUUGGCUUUCACACGUUUCUACAAGAGUCACUGGUUAGAGCGUCCAGCAACCACGCUCUGCAAUAAGUUGUAAAACUUCCUUAUUAUUAUGAGGACGGAUUAAAGAGUGUGGUUACUUUGACCACAUGUGUAAAUAGUAUGUAUGUUUGAUUUACAAUGUUAACUUCUUAAAAAAAAAAAUAUAUAUAUAUAUAAAUAUAUAUAUGUAUAUACAUACAUAUAUACAGUAAGACUGUGAGAACCGAAGGAACAAAAAACAAGAUGUCACAAUACCGUGACUGGAACAGUACCGUGACUGGAACAAUACCGUGACUGGAACAAUACACAAAUAACCCGGACAUAGGAGACAGGAAAUUACCACGACGUUUCGGUCCGACUUGUACCAUUUACAAGCCACUCUGAAUGGUUCGAGUCGGACCGAAACGUCGUCAUGAGCUUUUCUCUCUCCUAUAUACGUGUUAUUUGUGAAUUAUAGGAAUGUUCAGAAUGAGAGGAAAUAAAGUCGUACCAAAUGGAGUGCAAUCAAGAAUGCAAUUAAAGAGUGUAAUUAAAGAGCACAAAUAAAGAGUGCAAUUAAAGUGCAAUCAAUUAUUCUAUUAGUAUUGUAUUUUAUUACAAUUUAUUGUCUUUGUAGUCAAGUUAUAUAUUUUAAAACCAAUAUUUUAUACUUGUUUUCAAGCUGGUAUUAAACCAUUUGUUUUAAAUUUUGAUGAAACCGUUUUUUAAACGUUUUAAUCCUUUGUUUUAAUUCUUUGUUUAAAAAGGGUUUAAAACCUUGUUUUAAACCCUUUUUAAAUCCUGCAUAAAACAUAUUUUAAAUGCUGUUUUAAACCAGUUUUAAACCUUGUUAUAAACUUGUUUUAAGCCUUGUUAUAAACCCGUUUUAAAAAUUGUUAUAAAACCUUCCUAAACCUUGUUUUAAAUAUAUGAUAAACCUUGUUUGAAACUCCUUUUAAACCUUGUUCUAAACAUGUUUCUUUCACUUAGUUUUAA
Cherax quadricarinatus is the source of this 5892-nucleotide messenger RNA. RefSeq names its product LIM/homeobox protein Awh-like. Gene Ontology annotation, cellular component: nucleus. The record is from RefSeq and is a predicted model, not a curated record. Gene Ontology annotation, biological process: neuron differentiation; regulation of transcription by RNA polymerase II. Gene Ontology annotation, molecular function: DNA-binding transcription factor activity, RNA polymerase II-specific; RNA polymerase II transcription regulatory region sequence-specific DNA binding. Lineage: Eukaryota; Metazoa; Arthropoda; Malacostraca; Decapoda; Parastacidae.